AUGAUUGGAACUGAAGAGAAGCAAUACUACUCGCACGGCAUAACUAUAAAUUGUAGAUAUGAUGGGAGGGAUAGUUCCGGUAUUUCCAAAUUAGUUGUGGAAAAGGGUUCCGUGAUUGGGUCACAAGCCUCGUCUACCGUGUCAUAUGUAGAUUCUAAUGUCACUUGUACUAUAAAUCUCAAUAUAAAUACAGAGUGGAAAUUACACAUUAAAACUCUGUUCAAGGGGGACAAUAAUAAUGAUCACAUUUUGUGUUGGGACAGGAGUGAACGGCUCAACUAUUUGCUACGGUCUCUAAUGUUUAGUAAUCAUUGGCUUAAGGAUGAGUCAUCCAUUCAAGAUUCCUGUUAUUACUGGAAUCUUGAGAUUAACUUGUCGAUUUCACAAGCAGGAGGUUCACUACUUGAUGCUAGUAGUUAUGCUAUUGUUUCUGCUCUUUCUGGUGUUAGUAUCCCAAGAGUUAAUGUUAUUAAUCACACUGAGGGGGUUAAAUUGACCCUGGGUAGCGGUAAUGACCAAAAAAUAACGGAAUUGAUUAAAGCCGUGCCAAUUAUAGUCACUUGUGGCAUAUUUGAUAACCGUGAUGUCUGGUGUAUGUGUGAGAAUGAAGAAAAUUGUAUGGAUACUGUUAUUUCUUUUGCUAUAAAUCGCAAUUCUAAUGUAGUUGGAAUGAAUGGUACUGGUAGUAUGCUCAUUAAUCACGAACAAUAUAUGAGCAAGGCUAGUGAAAUUGCUACAGAACUGUUUACAUCGCUAUAA
Babesia microti strain RI is the source of this 759-nucleotide messenger RNA. RefSeq lists its product as hypothetical. The transcript has 4 exons. Gene Ontology annotation, cellular component: nuclear exosome (RNase complex); cytoplasmic exosome (RNase complex). Gene Ontology annotation, biological process: TRAMP-dependent tRNA surveillance pathway; nuclear polyadenylation-dependent rRNA catabolic process; U1 snRNA 3'-end processing. Bases 1 to 759 code for a protein of 252 amino acids. The record is from RefSeq and is a predicted model, not a curated record. NCBI's taxonomy places the organism in Eukaryota, Apicomplexa, Aconoidasida, Piroplasmida, Babesiidae.